AUGGUUAAGACUUCAGUCCUCAAUGAUGCGCUCAACGCCAUCAACAACGCCGAGAAGGCCGGAAAGCGUCAAGUCCUCAUCCGCCCAUCCUCCAAGGUCAUCGUCAAGUUCCUCGGUGUCAUGCAAAAGCAAGGUUACAUCGGAGAAUUCGAGGAGGUUGAUGACCACCGUUCCGGAAAGAUUGUUGUUCAAUUGAACGGCCGUCUCAACAAGACCGGUGUUAUCUCCCCAAGAUACAACGUCAAGAUCGAGGAUUUCGAGAAGUGGGUUGUCAAGCUUUUGCCAUCCCGUCAAUUCGGACACAUCGUCCUCACCACCUCCGCUGGUAUCAUGGACCACGAGGAGGCUAGACGCAAGCACGUUGCCGGAAAGAUCCUCGGUUUCUUCUACUAA
This is a messenger RNA of Sclerotinia sclerotiorum 1980 UF-70, 393 nucleotides long. Its product is annotated as 40S ribosomal protein S22. The record is from RefSeq and is a predicted model, not a curated record. NCBI's taxonomy places the organism in Eukaryota, Fungi, Ascomycota, Leotiomycetes, Helotiales, Sclerotiniaceae. The transcript has 3 exons. Gene Ontology annotation, molecular function: structural constituent of ribosome. Gene Ontology annotation, biological process: translation. Bases 1 to 393 code for a protein of 130 amino acids. Gene Ontology annotation, cellular component: ribosome; cytosolic small ribosomal subunit.